This is a messenger RNA of Eimeria necatrix, 588 nucleotides long. RefSeq lists its product as hypothetical. Bases 1 to 588 code for a protein of 195 amino acids. Gene Ontology annotation, molecular function: pyruvate dehydrogenase (acetyl-transferring) kinase activity. Lineage: Eukaryota; Apicomplexa; Conoidasida; Eucoccidiorida; Eimeriidae. The transcript is spliced from 2 exons. The record is from RefSeq and is a predicted model, not a curated record. Gene Ontology annotation, biological process: regulation of glucose metabolic process; protein phosphorylation. Gene Ontology annotation, cellular component: mitochondrion.
AUGGGGGGCGGGAUAAGCAACGAGGCGCAGCCGCGGAUUUGGAGUUACAUGUACACCACAGCAACUCCUGUGAAGUACGACCCCCUCACUGGCGCAGUGGUGUCUGCUGCUGCUGGCCCGCAGCAGCAGCAGCAGCAGCAGCAGCAGCAGCAGCAGCAGAAGCGGGAGGCGGCGAGCGGGCCGCGGCGCCCGUCGGCGUGCGUGCCGCUGUCGCGGGCGGCGGCUGCGCAGCAGCAGCAGCAGCAGCAGCAGCAGCAGCAGCUUGGGGGCUGCGUGCAGUCGGUGACGAUCGGGUCUUUGGACUUUGCUGCUGCUGCUGCUGCUGCUGCUGCUGCUGCUGCUGCCUUCCGGGCCUCCCCCCUCGCAGGCUUUGGCUGCGGACUUCCCCUCUGCAGACUUUAUGCUUCUUAUCUUGGAGGAUCUCUUUCUCUCUUUUCCAUUCCCGGCCACGGCACUGACGCCUACGUGGCCCUCCGCAGAAUCGGCGACCAGCAGGAGCUCAUGCCGCCCCCAAGCGGCUGGAUCCAACCCCACAUAGCCCCUCAAGGUUCCUCCCUGCUGCCCCGAAGUAGAACUGGGGUCCCCUGA